UCUCCGCUCUCGGCUGCUCGUCUCAAAUCUAAAUCUAGGGUUUCCUCGAUCUUCUCUCUUCUUCUCUAAUGGACGCCAUGGAUUCGGUCGUAGAUCCCCUCCGUGAUUUCGCGAAGGACAGCGUCCGCCUCGUCAAGAGAUGCCACAAGCCGGAUCGCAAGGAGUUCACGAAGGUGGCGUUUAGGACCGCGAUCGGAUUCGUUGUGAUGGGAUUCGUUGGAUUCUUCGUCAAGCUCAUCUUUAUUCCUAUCAACAACAUCAUCGUUGGAUCUGGUUAAGGAAUUUAUGUGAUCAUUUGCAGAGACGAAGCCAAUGAACACUCACAAACCAAGUUUCUUGUAACUCAACUCCACAAGAGGCUUACGCGUGAUUUUCUAGAUUCUCUUUUAAUCUCUCCUCCUUUUUCUUCUGCUCUUGUUUCUUUCCAGAAUGCUUGUAAGGUUCUUAGACAUUAUUUGAACUAAUCUCAGAACUAUCAUACCAUCAUAAUUUCCGAAAUGCUUGUAAGGUUCUUAGACAGUAUUUGAAAUAAUCUUGGAAUUAUCAUACCAUCAUAAUUUCCAGGAUGGCCGCAUUUCUUCUCUAA
Asparagus officinalis (garden asparagus) is the source of this 586-nucleotide messenger RNA. Its product is annotated as protein transport protein Sec61 subunit gamma. The record is from RefSeq and is a predicted model, not a curated record. Gene Ontology annotation, biological process: post-translational protein targeting to membrane, translocation; protein targeting. The coding region runs from base 69 to 278 and encodes 69 amino acids. Gene Ontology annotation, cellular component: membrane; Ssh1 translocon complex. The transcript is spliced from 3 exons. Lineage: Eukaryota; Viridiplantae; Streptophyta; Magnoliopsida; Asparagales; Asparagaceae. Gene Ontology annotation, molecular function: transmembrane protein transporter activity.